Ramularia collo-cygni is the source of this 435-nucleotide messenger RNA. Its product is annotated as related to Guanyl-specific ribonuclease F1. The coding region runs from base 1 to 435 and encodes 144 amino acids. The record is from RefSeq and is a predicted model, not a curated record. Gene Ontology annotation, molecular function: RNA nuclease activity; RNA binding. NCBI's taxonomy places the organism in Eukaryota, Fungi, Ascomycota, Dothideomycetes, Mycosphaerellales, Mycosphaerellaceae. The transcript is spliced from 3 exons.
AUGCGUUUCUCCUUCAUCACAAGCGCCCUGCUGCUGGCAGUCACCUCGAUCGCAUCUCCAGUGCCGGUCACCGAGGUCGAAGCCGUCGAGGUCAACGAACUGGUCGCACGCCAGUCUGCCACCACUUGCGGUAGCACCUCCUACACUGCCAGUCAGGUCAGCGCGGCCGUCAGCAAGGGUUACGGCUACUACCGCAACAACCAGCAGGUCGGUAGCAACAACUACCCUCACACUUACAACAACUACGAGGGUUUCAACUUCCGUGUCAGUGGACCUUACCAGGAGUUCCCAUUGCUCCGCAGUGGUACCUACAGUGGUGGCUCCCCCGGCGCAGACAGAGUGGUGUUUAACACUGCCGGACAAUAUGGUGGCGCCAUCACCCACACUGGUGCUUCUUCUAGCAACGCCUUUGUUGGAUGCUCGGGUACCAGCUAG